CAACCCCAGUCCCACCCGAACCCAAGCCCUCUCCUCUCCGGCGGCCGUCGCUUUCCCCUCGGACCCCUCCCCUCCGCCCGCUCCCGCCAGACGCUCCCGGUUCUCCACGUCUCGCCCCCCUCCCUCCGGACCCCGCCUACGCGCUCCAGGUCCUUGUUGAGUGAAGCAUCUUCCUUCCUUUUUCUGACAAUGGGUAUGGAGCAUUUGAUGAGUGUCGUGAAUCCUUCAUCAGGUUACAUCUUACAAAGAGGUCUUGAACGCCGUGGUGAUGGAACGAUGGAGGAAAAGAAAGACCUACAGAAGCAGAGGACAGAAAGAAGAAUGAUGGAAGACUACCAAAACACAGAAAGCAGAGAUGGGGCGAUCAGAUGUCCAAUUCCAUGCAAAAGCAGCAGACCGUACAGGGACUAUGAUUUUAAAAGUGCACAAGAUAUCUCUGAUUUUAUGGUGAGCAAGGCUUCUCCUCCAUACUUCAUGGGAUCUCCGCCAGUUCGUGCAAGCAAUCCCCUUGUCAAUGACAGACAGUUCUGUGCUUGGAAAGUACAAAGCGUUGAUGAGUCACUCGGCAUUCCUAUACCAACCAGGGGCUACCGCGUUGGCUACAACAAAAGGGGAGGGUCUGCUACAGAGGAUUGAAGCUACAUUUAUCAGUUUCAUGACCUCGCUGUGAAGUUGUAGUUGUAACAAGGGAAAAUUGUACAUAGGAAGUCAUCACCUUCGGAAGCUUCUGUUUUCGAGGUUUUUUGUGGCAUGUCAUCGGUAGUUAUGUGUAUAUAUCUUUUCGUUCAGUUUUGCGGGCAGCGAGGCUAGUUUUGGCAAAUAAAUUUGUCAAACUCUGUUGUUGAGAAUUGAGGUUUUUGUUCAGGUUUAAUGGAAAUGACAGCAUUUCUUUA
Messenger RNA from Aegilops tauschii subsp. strangulata, 893 nucleotides. RefSeq lists its product as uncharacterized. The record is from RefSeq and is a predicted model, not a curated record. Lineage: Eukaryota; Viridiplantae; Streptophyta; Magnoliopsida; Poales; Poaceae.